Molecule: messenger RNA, 9652 nt
Organism: Leptidea sinapis
Lineage: Eukaryota; Metazoa; Arthropoda; Insecta; Lepidoptera; Pieridae
Gene: dsd
Product: attractin
Exons: 9
Coding region: 1-1179 (392 amino acids)
Cellular component (GO): Golgi apparatus
Source: RefSeq, a predicted model, not a curated record
AUGUCCGCACAAGCGCCGGCGUGCGGCUGGUGCGACGACGGCGCGGGCGGCGGCCGGGGCGCCUGCGUGCCGGGCGGGGAGCGGCGCCCGCACAACCCGCACAUAUGUCCGCACAAGCGGUGGCACUUCACCCGGUGCCCGGCGUGCCAGUGCAACGGACACGCAGUGUGCGACUCAGAGGCGCGGUGCGUACAGCCGUGCGCCGCGCGGGCCGUGGGCGACCACUGCGACCAGUGUGCGCCCAACCACUGGGGCAGCUCGCUCAACGGCGGCGUCUGUCAACCAUGCGACUGCAAUGGUAAAGCGGUGUCGUGUGCGGCGGAGACCGGGCGCUGUUACUGCAGCACCAAGGGGCUCGCUGGUGACCGCUGUGACAAGUGUGACAACACCAACCAUUACCACGCGGACCUGUUGAACAAGGGCUGCUACUACGACCUGGCUGUCGACUACCAGUUCACGUUCAACCUGUCCAAGAAGGAGGACCGGCACCUGUCCGCCAUCAACUUCCGCAACGCGCCCGUCAAGCCCGACGUGGACGCCGACUUCAGCAUCACGUGCUCGGCGCACGCGCGCAUGAACCUCACGGUGCGCACGCGCAGCACCAUGCACGAGCGGGUGCUCUUCAGCGACCUCAACUGCACCAACUUUAGAUAUAAAGCAUUCCAAUUCAGGUUCGCCAAGUCCGAGCACUCGUUCGGCGUGGAGGACAACGUGACGUCGACCACGUUCUUCGUGUACGUGUACGACUUCCGGCCGCCGCUGUGGAUCCAGAUCUCGUUCUCGCAGUAUCCCAAGCUGAACCUGCAGCAGUUCUUCAUCACGUUCUCGUCGUGCUUCUUGCUGCUACUGCUCGUGGCUGCGGCGCUGUGGAAGAUCAAACAGAAGUAUGACUUGUAUAGAAGAAGGCAGAGACUGUUCGUAGAGAUGGAGCAAAUGGCUUCGAGACCGUUCAGCCAAGUGUGCGUCGAGCUGGAAAGAAUAGGAGGCGAGGCGGGCGGCGUGCCCGCGCCCGUGGCCCUGGAGCCGUGCCGCUGGGGCCGCGCCGCCGUGCUGUCGCUGCUGGUGCGGCUGCCCACGGGCGGCACGGGCCGGGCGCCGCCGCUGGGCGGCCUGGCGCUGGCGUCCGCGCUCGUCACACUGGGCCACCACGCCGACAGACCACGGAACCAGUGUAAAUAACACUCAAAGGAGUGGUGUUAAAGACUAUUUUGCGUCGAGUGACGCACCCAAGUGAAUACUCAUCGCGAACUUGUAACUAUGUACAUGUAUAGAUAUUAUGUGCCGAAAUCUAGUUAGCUAUCUAAUGUAAUGCGUUUUAUAAAUAUUACGAUGUAAGAUAUUCGAUUGUAUCGAGUGAUUUUUUUGCGGAAAUCUAUAUUAUAUUAUUCGCAGCGGAUAAAGAAUGGAAUUCAAGAUGGCGGCUCAUUGAAUCUGUACCGUUAUGAUUUUAUAUUCACGAUUUUUAUUUACUGAAUAUCGAUUGGAAUCGUUGAUUUCCAAAUUAUUUAUAACAUUUUUGCGAUUUUCGUAAAUUAUAGUGAUCCUUAAAGAAAUUUAUUCCUCUUGCUAUUUUAUAUAUAUGUCGAAAGAAUAAUAUUUUAAUUAAGAUUAUAUAACAUACAACCAAUGAAAAUAUUAUUAUACUGCUUAAUUAAUAACGUUUAUUUUAUAUAUCAUGAAAUUAUUUUUUAACAAUUUGCAAAAAUAUUUUUUUCCCUAUUUUACAACUCAUACAUGUUGAAAUUUAUUUAAUUGUCGUUCGUUAGUCGUGGUUCAUUAGAUAUAUGAGUUACAAGAGGCUUGGUAGCUGAAGUAUGAUGCAAUGGUUUAGUUGCCGGACUAACGUCAGGGUGUUGAAUUUGCGUGACGGUGCGCGCGCGCAUGGUAUAAGUUCACUCUGAUAAUGUUCCCACCAACGGGCCAAACGAAGUAUAACUUCGAAAUAAACUUAAAACUUCUCUGUAUAAUAUUCAUAUCAUUCAGUACGAAUGAUCGUAUUUUUUUAUAUUUUUACCUGUGGGUGUAAAUAUAGGUACUAAUAGAUGGCGUUAGUGUUUGUGCGUAAAUAUAAUGGACGCCAUUUAAAAUUCUGUUCUUUAUCCGUCCGCGCGACAAGCAAUAUAAACUACUUUGCAGCACCUCUAAAGCGGGGUUUUCACUGUUGAUUCCACGAGUGGCGUCCCAUAAUCAUCCGAGUGAAAACCCCGCUUUAUCUCGAACGGUCGACUAUUUUCCGUUUGAGGUGUGUGUUUAUUAUUGUAAAAUAGUUUUGAUCUAUGUGUAUUAUAAAAUAUAUCAAAAUGUGCAGAAUAUUUGGUCGCAUUUAUGUACGGAUUGUAUUAUAAUCGAAAUGUAUGAAUUGAAUCGGACAUCGCGUUUGUGUCUCGGAUUUUUUAAAAUAUUAUUAAUAUUGUAAGUAUUAUUAGACUGUUCGCCGCGUUAUGUUAAUUUAUUCUCUAGACUUUCAAAUAUUAAAUAACAUUUAUGGCCUCACAAAUAAACUUGGUAUAAAAUUAUACCCAAGUACAAACCAAGAAUAUAAUAUGUAAAAUGUUUACAAAUUGAAAUUUUGCUUACGAUUGGUUUAUUCGGACGUAUAACGUUUCCCGCGUUUAUUUGCAAGACUGCCUGACAUUCGCAAAACUUCAGAAUUAUCAUUGUAUUGACAGGGUUGUAAGCUAUAUAGUCAACAUUUUGCAUAUUCUUGGUUUAUUCUUAGGUAUAAAUUUAAACCAAGUUUAUUUGUAAGGCCGUUAAUAUUUAUUAUUUUACUUUUAUUUAUGUCAAACAAUCGCUGCUCGUAGCGACAUCAAGCUUUACUUCACUACAGAUCAAUUGUUACUUUUUAUUAAAAUUCUAGUAGGUAGUGCGUCACAGUGGUCCCCAUAUAGCCCGUAAGUGCGAAAGUGCCCGCGGGCAGUGAAUCGUUGACAUUAUUAUAGAAGUUUUUGUAGAAAUAUUGGUUAUUAUUGUUCUACAAAUAUUAAUACAAUGAUGUACGGUGAUUAUUUCUCAUUUAAUUUAAAAACCGGAAUGUUAUAAGACUUAUGAUUUAGUACGCUAAUUUGGUUUAGUUUUAUUUAUAAGUGAAUUAUGUGUAAAAAUAUUUUUUUACCCCAUAUUUAUUAACAUAAACAUAUUAUUAUUUUAAUAAUGUACUCGCUGUAGUCAAAUAUAAUCAUCACAAUUCAAAUUCUAAUAAAUGCCAAGCGUUUUCAAUCCUUAAGGAAAAAUAAAAUAUUAUGAUUUUUUUUAUAAUCUUAUGGGUUACUCCAACCGUCGAUAGUUAAUACAAUUAAAUCAUUUUAAGUGCAUCACAAAUUGCGACCUGCUUAUUAUAUUUUCUGAUGGAUAACGGCGGCAUGCGCUUGACAACAGCUGAGUGCCUUGUACUAUAUACUAAAUUGUUAUUAUUAAGUGUGAGUAGCUAUUCUGACGUACAUAAUAUUAUAUUAAUAGUUAUCAACUCUCCGCUAACGAACUGUAGCAAAGAUGGAAAGGAAUUAAUUGAUUUAAAAAAAAUAGGCCUCUAUAGUCAAGUCCUAAGACUGUGUUAAGAUUUAAUUAAAUUAAAUUUAACUCAUUCCCCCUAUGUUUUUUAUUAUUCAUAGAGAGUAUGUGAAAUAUAUUUACUAUUUGACGUUUAUUAUAAUUUAGAUUAUGCAAAUAACGUAUUUCCUUUAUCUAUAUUACGGCAGUUGAUAAAAUAAUAUUUAAUCGAUGAAAUACUAACGCCAACGAGACAAGAUAAAGAAUGUAAACAAAGUUUCAUGGUUUCAAGACAUUUUUAUUCUAAUAAAUUAUAUACAAAUUAUGGAUUGCCUAUUCUAAUCGCUGUCGUCUCAUCGUCUUUGUCUAUACGACAAAGAUGAUUCCUCGGAACAGUCCAAAUCAGCCGUAUUUAUGUCAAUAUAACUCAGUAACAGUACGUUUGUUUACAUUCUUUAUCACGUCUCGUUGGCCUUAGUAUAGUAUUAAAAACGAAGUUAUAUCUACGUAUUGGAUAUAUUUUGUUUAUAAUUAUAAUAUUUUUUUGCUGUUUAAGAAAGACUUUAAAUUUACAUAAAUGAAAUGAGUUUAUUUUGCAUGAAAUUAAUUUUGCUCUUGUCUAUCAGGUAUGCAGGACCUAUGCAGGUCUUCGGCCGAUCAUUUAUUAGUUAUAUUGUAUGCUGUUUUUGGUGUGUUACUGUAUUAUCUAUUGUGUUCAUUUUGUUAAUAUUUUUGAAGCUUUUUAACUAUCACGGUGGCAACUACAUACGUACCUUGUAAUUUUUAAUUUUAAUAUUCUGUUUAUACUUAAUAUUUAGCAGCGCCGUAAUAUAUGUUGUUGCCUUACGUUACAUUGUUUGAAAUUCAAUUAUACGCAAUUAUUCAAUUGAAAUUCUUGAAUUAAUUCAAAACUCUUCUAAACAAUUUUUGAACAAAAUAAUUUUAGCACAACUAAACAGUCCUUUUAGACCAAUUUCUUCGUUCCCUGGAAGAGCGGCAACUGCGCACAAUGUUUUGGUGAAUAAUUCGUAACAGUGCAGUCUCUUGUGUUUACACUGGCAACGUCGCUUUUCAAUGUUCAAGGAUUUAAGUUUAUUGAAUCAUUACCUUAGUGAGCCAAACCUAUAGAGCAUGUAAAUUUACUCAAUAACUGCCACGGAUUUCUUUACUUUUUUUAAUUGGUAGCGAUUACAAGUAUGUACCUACAUUUAUUGCAUGACAUGAAAAUGUAAUUUUAAUUUGUAAAGCAUAAUAUAGAAGUGCUAUCAGUUCGAAUGAAUUCCUGUCGAUGUGUUUUUUAAAGGUAAUAAUAAUAUAAUAAUAUUAUUUCUAGGUGUAUUUCAGAAAAAAAAGAAUCUCCUGCUAGUAUAGUGUGAAGUGAGCACUUGCUACAAGGUAGUUUUACGCUUUAUUUUUUUAGAUUAACUCGAGUGUUACAAAUUUAUUUAAGUAAAAUACUUUUUAAAACAUUAAAACACGUAUAAAUGUAGCUGUACUUUUACAUUACAUUUUUCCGUAAAAAUUACAAUUUUUAAAUUACAUUUCAAGACCGUUUACGCAAAAUCCAUUUUUUUUCCUCUAAGGAACAUAUGUUUAUUAUACAGUUACAUGCACCUUGCAUUACAAUCUAGCCUUAACUUGAGCUAAUGAGUAAUUCUACUUUAACAUAAACUGCUGGAUGGACGAAACUAAGAAUUUAUCCAUUAACACUUAUCUUAAUGUCGCUAUUAAGGCAACUUCGCUUUGUUCAUGUCUCUUUUAUAAUAAUGUUUAGCAUUUACAAUAACACGCGUGUAAAUACUUUAAAGAGAAUUUUAUUUAAAUAAAGGUUCUUUUGAGUCUUUAUAGUCUAAAUAGUUUUACAAAAUAGGCGUUGGAAUUUUAUAAAUCAUUUGUUUUAUAAAAAUACGUCCUAUACAAACAAUUUAUCAUAUUAUUUAUAUAUAUGUUGCUAAAGUUGGUGAUGAAUUAAUUGAUUUAAUAGUAUGAGUGUUUUCUGCGUCAAAGAACAAUAACUUAUGUACGUACUAAUGUUACACUUUUACAAUAAGAUUUAUUUAUAUACAACAGUUUAUUUGUAUGACAGGUUUAGCUACCACAUGCCUAGCCCAAAAUAUAGAUAUAGUUUUACUAUUUUGUUUUUAUAUACUGGCAUUGACGUAUAAUAAACAACUAGUCUCACAAUCACACUCAAAAAUUGUCUGAAGAUAAACUCGCUCUAUGCGUGUAUCAGGGAGAGCUUUCAUUCAGUUGUGUUCAGACCGCGCUUUGAAUACAACGCCACGCAAUGACAAAGUGUUCAAUGAAAAACUGUCCAAAUAACAGCGUAUCAAUUUAUUUAAACGUAAAGAGGAUGGAGUGUCGUAGUUCAUGUAAGUAUCCCUUUAAAUUAACAAAAUUAUGUAACUAACUUUACGUUUUUAAACAUUUUGCUAAAUAUUUACACCCGUAUUCAUAAUAGUCUGCUAACUUAAAGCAUUGCUAAUUCUCACUCUGUCUUCUUCUAUUGACCUAAGUCAGAAUGAGAAAAAACACUCCUUAGCGGAUGUUUUAAGUUAGCGGACCAUUCUUAUCAGCGUAUAUAAGGCUUUGAACAUUCUUCUUCUCCUAGUGCCAUUUCCUAUCGGAAGAUGGGAAUCAUUAAGGCUAUCUGAAUUUUGUUCUGCCGCUGCUGCCCUAAACAGUGAUUUUGUACUCAUAUUGAACCACUGGCGAAGGUUCUUAAGCCAGUAUGUUCGUCUACGGCCAGGUCUUCGUUUGCCUUUCAUCUUUCCAUAUACUAUGGCCCAGACAUUCGAGCUUUCUCCUUUGUAUACAUUUGAGUAAUUCUGCGGACUUUCCCAUUCUUUUCAACACGGUGGUAUUGCGAACAGGAUCUCUCCAUGAGAUUAUCUUAUAUCUGUCUUAUAUCCAUGAGAUAUUCGAAUGCUUCCAACUUGUUGCUCAUCGUUUGCGUUAAUGUCCACGCUCCGACCCUAUACAAUAAAACUGAGAAAACAUAGCAUCCGAAUUGAUAUUUUUAACUUACGGUCAUUUUGAACAUUAAUGCCACGAAAUAAGGUGUAAAUUUGAACGAAUAUUUUAGUGUUAUCUGUAAAACUACAUACGCAUACAUAACGCUUCUCGCGACAUGAUUGGCAACCUUUUAAUAGGCGAUUGUGAGUCUUGUUGCUUAUACUUACCUACGUCUUUGUUUACUGUAUUGUUCCCAGUUUGUUUAUAGGUUUUCGCUGAGUUGCUUACUAUGUAUAUAUUUUUCAAUCAAAAAGUAUAAAAGGCAUUUAUUUUCUCAAAACUGAUUACUUUAGAAUUCUUUCUGAUGUCAUUUCUAAUAUAUUACACACUACUACCGCUUCGGAAACAGAUGGCGCCCUGAGAGAGAAGAAGCGGCGCAAGAAACUCUCCCAGUAUUUUUUUUUGCUUUUUUGUUGAGUGAUGAGUUUAGUUAAUGUGCCUAUAACAGUCAUAAUAUUGUCUGAGCCGUAUUGCAUCGCGAAACGAAGUAAGGUGUAGCAUAAUGCGAUUAAAUGCCGAACACGUCAUAGUGCACUCGCCGCGCAGAACGUAAGAUUGAAAAUCUACUACUAAAAGCUACUAAUGUGACUUGAUUACAUGAUUCGCAUAGUCUUUGUUAAGGUAAGCCCUUAGGGGUGCUAUCCACCCUUGAACUCUUAACCCUCCCAAGCUACCGAUGCCGGGUGGAUAAUUUAAUUAGCCUUGUAAUUACAAUUUUUUUUAGUAAAUAUUAAAUAAAUGUUAUAAAUAAUGUAUAAAUUUAGCAUAAAUCAAUUGAAUAAAUUUAAUUCUAAUGGUCAUUAUUAAUAGUCUUAGUGUCAGAUUUAUAAUAUGUCCCAUGUGAUAAUAUUCGCUCUUUGUAUAAUAAGUUGGUCUGUACGUUAGUAAAAUCGAUUCGACCAAUCAGCGGUGUUAAUUUGAAUUUGAAUCGCUUGAUUGGCGCUUUCUUGCGCUUUUUCUUGAACACAUCACAAUUUAAAUGCCAUGUUUAUUUUAUAUUAAUAUUGAUUUUGUUAAUUUUUAAAUCACUGAAAUCACUUGGUUUUUCAUUCAGGCAUAAAGGCCCUGAUCGAUUCUCGAACAAAUCUCAUGUCUUACAUCUUGAGACUUAGGGGGAACUAUUAAGUAAAUAUAAAUAGGUAUAUGUGGUACGUAAUACAAACAGAAUUGUUGAUGCUGCUAUUUUGAAAAUAAAACUGAUAAAAUUUUUAGUACUUACAGAUAUUUAAUUUAUGAUUGACAUGCGAUGAUAAUAUUUUUAUGAUUGUCACACAUGUUGACUUUAGAACAGUUUGGAAAGUUGUAAGCUAUUAAAUCUCCCGAGCUAAUGCUCGUGUGUCUAUGAGAGCCUUUACAGAAUAUUGAGUCAUGACAUUUAUUUUAAUUGGCGUGUAUAUUAUCAUAGUUUUAAUGCAUACAAAAAUAUAAUUGCAUUUUUUUACUUUAUUUCCCACUCUGUAAGAUUUGUGUAUAAAUAUGUCGUGAAGAGCCAAAUUUGCGGACGUUGACCUGAGUAUCAACUGCUUAUCAUAAAAGUUCUUUAGUCGAUAUUUUGAAUAAAUUCAGGUAUUUUUAAUUAUUUAAUUUUCAAAUUCAUUUGUUUUUUCAAAAUAGGAUUUAAAAUCACUUAUUGAACGUCGUAAACUACCACCCAAAAUUGAAUGCCUCAGACCUGAGAAGAACGGGCGCAAGACUUCGCGGGCUUUUUUUUAAAUAAAAAUAUGGAUAGCAAUGUAAUAUUGUACAAUAAAAAUUUAUAAUUAAAGAUCCUGAGGGUGUUUGCUCCAUUCCCAGUCUGUGGUAUCAUUAAGAAAGUCAUUUAUGUUAUAGUAACCUUUACCACACAACCGUUGUUUUUGAUUUUGAUAUUUUUUAUCUUGUCCAUUCUGUAAUUAUAGUAUUAUUUGUAAUCAAAUUACGAAUGUCUACUUCAUUAUAUGCAUGUAUUACGCUUAGAAAUACACGAACGAAUGUAACGAUUUUGUCGAAAUCUUGCAGUUUUGGGACGUCAAUGGCGUCAAAAGUCAAUGACCGGAAUUCUUUCUGCUACUUCACCGCACUUUUGUCGACUGAAAUGCAGCUAGGAUCUUUCAAUCGCUUUCUGCGUAGUGUUCAUAGUGUCUUCCGAUUUAUGAAAUAAUAUCAUAUUACUGUUAAGUGUCCGCAUGUUUUGUACAUGUUAAGCGCUUGUCGUGUAUAUAUUUUAAACAUAAUUAUUUGGAAUUUUAUUUGCAUUUAAAUAUAGUGUGGGCUAAUAAUUCUUUUGGAAAAAAAUAUGUUCUCUAAAUAUUCGAGAAAUUCUCUUCCUUCAUCACCAUGUCUUUCAGUUAUGGUUUUUCUUCCCUUUGUGACAGUAAUAAUCUCAUUAUCCUAUAGAAUAUCUUAAUUCUAGUCAGAUCUGCCCAACUUCUCUUUACGCUUAUUCUGCGGGUAGUAAGAAAAAUGUUAUGGGGCAACGCUAAAGCCCUGGAGAUCAAAUUGCAUGUUUCAUCAGCAUUAUUACGAAAUUCUCCAAUGCCUUCAGCUAAAUUAAAAAAAAAACGAUUCUAUCGUCAUUUCUUUUCAACUGUCUGAGGUAAUAAAUUAUAAAAGUUGAGUCUACAGAUUGUCGCAUUUAUCUGUUUAAACUAACCGGUGUAUUUAAAGGUAAAAAAUAGUUGAGGUAUUAUUUUCAUAUAAAACUUACCUGAUCCUAAUCCAGAUUCUGAGUGAUCAUGAGAAUAAUCAAAAUAUAAAUCCAAACAUAGUUCGUUCUACUGUUGUUGGAUUGAAACUAGAUUAAGAUCAGUUCACAGAACGUUUAUAAAAAAGCUAAGUGCAGGAAAUGUAUUGAUAUAUCAAUCUCAGAUCGCCAAUUUAGGAUUAAGAGCGGCUGUAAAGGGAAAUCAGAUAAAAAUCACACUAACUCUGGUAUUGUAAAUAUCCCUCGGCGUCAGCUAUCAAAUGUCAUAUACUGACCGGUGAGUCACUUAGACCUUCUAAUAAAAAAAAAGAAAUUUUGUAAAUGUUUCUAUAAAAUGGCCCAUCCUCUCAAUACAUAUUAACGUUGCUAUAUCCAUAAUGUAUACAUAUAAGUGUAAUGUGUAAUAAACGAUGUAAAUAUCUUGACAUAAAUUAUUGUAUUUCGUAAUAAAAUUGAUCGAAUACG